Brassica napus (rape) is the source of this 938-nucleotide messenger RNA. Its product is annotated as pathogenesis-related protein 1. The record is from RefSeq and is a predicted model, not a curated record. The transcript has a single exon. Bases 97 to 756 code for a protein of 219 amino acids. NCBI's taxonomy places the organism in Eukaryota, Viridiplantae, Streptophyta, Magnoliopsida, Brassicales, Brassicaceae.
AAAGAAUCAAAAUAGAGAACAAAGAAGUUCGAAAACAAAAACAAAAGAAGUGUUGACAAAAAAAAAAACAAAAAAAAAACUAUAAGAAGAACAAGAAUGUCGUUUUCUGGAUAUAGCUUCGUCAUAGUAUCAUUACUCUCCAUCGUCUUAACUCAAAUCUACGGUUCCUGUAAUGUAGACCCAAAUGCUAAUCCCCAACCGGCAGCAACGUCAGGGGUUAGGGCUCAUCCCCAACCGGCAGCAACGUCAGGGGUUAGGGCUCAUCCCCAACUGGCAGCAACGUCAGAUCUUAACACCCUAGGUCGAACCAACUUAGACCCAAGGGUUGAUCUUCUACCGGCAGAAACUUUAUUGGUUCACAAUCGGGUUCGAGCCGAAGUCGGGGUGGGUCCAAUGGUGUGGGACUUCAAACUAGCUGCCUUCGCACAGAACUACGCUAACGUACGAUCCAAAGACUGCGCCCUACAACAUUCGACAGACGAAAUGUACGGCGAGAAUAUAGCCGCAGGGUGGCUCAAGUCUAAAGAAUCAAUGAGCGGUCCGAUCGCGGCUAAGUUGUGGUAUGGCGAGAAGAAAUUCUACAAUUAUCAAACCAACAAAUGUAGUGGUAUGUGUGGGCAUUAUACUCAGAUGGUGGCUAACCAAUCGCACCGAGUUGGAUGUGGUCACGUCAGGUGUCAUGCAGAUACAUAUCUUUGGGUCGUAUGUAACUAUGCUCCUAGGCCGAUGGGUGAUGAGAACACACGUCCGUAUUAAUGAACUUUUGUUUUUAACAAGACGAAUAGUUGUCUGAUGUAAUAAAAUUUAACAUAAUAAGUUACGUACUAUAGAUAACCAGACAUUAUAGUAUGGAGAUGUCUGAUCAUGUAAUAAAAAUUAACAUAAUAAGUUCGUGUUUCAUAUAAUAUACCAGAAUCCAGAAAUUAUAUUUUUUGUGA